AUGUCGAGCGUCGGCGCGCAUCCGCUUCCACCUACGGACUCGUCGCUCACAGGGCAGCGCCCCUCUGCACACACGCAACGCUACGAUCGGCAACUCCGGCUGUGGGCGUCGUCAGGACAGAGCUCGCUGGAAAAGUCGCGCAUCCUCGUCAUCGGCGCAUCGGCACUGUCGGCACAGAUCCUCAAAAACCUCGUGCUGCCGGGCAUCGGCUCGUUUGUGCUGCUGGACGAUGCGAUCGUCGAUGCCGCCGAUAUGGGCGUCAACUUCUUCCUCCAGCCGGGCGAGAGCGAGGGCAAGUAUGCGGCGGAGGAGAUGUGCCGCCUGCUCACCGAGAUGAACUCGAGCGUCGCGUCCGAGGCCAAGCUCGAGAAUCCGAUGUCGAUGCUUCAGGCACAUCACGGCUUCUUUGCCAACUUCACCUUGGUCAUCUCGGUCAGUCAGACACACUCUUUCGACUUGGCGUUGUCAGAGCUGCUGUGGUCCUUGGAACCGCCUUCGCCCCAAGUGCCGUUGCUGCGCGUGCGCAGUGCCGGUAUGCUGGCGCACAUGCAGAUCAGCCUCAAGGAGCUCGGCAUCAUCGAGACACAUCCGGACAGCGUCGUCGAUCUGCGCAUCACGCGGCCCUUCCCAGAGCUCGUAACGCUGGCUGAACAGUUCGACCUCAAUACCACCGACACCAUGGAACACAGCCACAUCCCUUUCCCCAUCAUUCUCGUCAAAAAACUCGCCGAGUGGCAAUCCUUGAACGACGGCGCGCUGCCAAGCUCCAAAGAUCGCGACGCGUUCGUCAAGCUCAUCAACGCAUCUAGACUGGCUGGCAACGCGGAUGCCGAGAACUUUGACGAGGCGGUGGCGGCGCUCGGCAAGCAUCUUUGGCGCCCGCUCGCCUCCAAGGGUGUCGGCGGCGGUGGUGUGCCCGACGAGAUCGAGGCCGUGAUGAACGACGCAGCAUGCACCAACCUCUCGGCGUCGUCGAGCAACUUUUGGAUCCUGGUGCGUGCGCUGCGCGAGUUUGUCGCGGCCUCUCCCACCCACUCGUUGCCGCUGUCCGGCUCGAUCCCAGACAUGAAGGCGACAUCGGCGGCAUACAUCAAGCUGCAGAACACGUACCGCGGCAAGGCACUACAGGAUCUGGCCGACUUUAAGCAAAUUGUCUCGCAGACGUGUGCUGCUGCGGGAGUGGAAGGUAGCAUUGGCGACGACGAGAUCGAGGCGUUUGUCAAGCAUGCCGGCUACCUCAAGCUCAUCCGCGGCCGCAGCGAGAAGCAGCGUCACGAGGCUCCAAAUCAGGAAGCGGCCAUGAUGGCCUUCCUGGAUCCCGUCAACCCGUGCACGUUCCAACAUCACAUUGCGUUCGCUGCCGUCGACCAGUUCCGCGAGAGCCACGGCAGGUAUCCGGGCGUCGCCUACGCUGCACCACUCUCGACACCUGUGGCCAUCCCGAACGGCGACAGCCUGCCAGACGACCGCCGUGCUGCCAAGAGGCAAAAGUCGCAAACCCCCACCGGCGAGACGGACGCCAGCCACCUGGACGUCAAGAUGCGCGACGCUGCCGCCGUGGUCGACACCAAGGCGGACGAGGCCGAGCUGCUCAGCAUAGCGCGCGAGAUCGUCGCAGCCAAGUAUGGCAUUGUCGAAGAUGGCGACGAGUGGGAAAAGAUCGAGGACAGCCUCAAGGAGCUCGUGCGCUCCGGCGAUGCCAGUCUGCCGCCCACCACGGCGCUCAUGGGCGGUGUGGUGGCGCAGGAGGCCAUCAAGCUCAUCACCAAGCAGUACGUCCCCGCCGACAAUACGGUCGUCUACGACGGCAUCCAACAGGCUAUCGGUGUAUUCAAGCUUUAG
Moesziomyces antarcticus is the source of this 1842-nucleotide messenger RNA. RefSeq names its product neddylation-related protein. The record is from RefSeq and is a predicted model, not a curated record. The transcript has 2 exons. Bases 1 to 1842 code for a protein of 613 amino acids. Gene Ontology annotation, molecular function: NEDD8 activating enzyme activity. Gene Ontology annotation, biological process: protein neddylation. Gene Ontology annotation, cellular component: cytoplasm. Lineage: Eukaryota; Fungi; Basidiomycota; Ustilaginomycetes; Ustilaginales; Ustilaginaceae.